This is a messenger RNA of Pseudogymnoascus verrucosus, 667 nucleotides long. It is a transcript of the gene ATP9, whose product is annotated as ATPase complex subunit 9. The record is from RefSeq and is a predicted model, not a curated record. Bases 91 to 552 code for a protein of 153 amino acids. Gene Ontology annotation, biological process: proton motive force-driven ATP synthesis; proton transmembrane transport. Lineage: Eukaryota; Fungi; Ascomycota; Leotiomycetes; Thelebolales; Thelebolaceae. The transcript is spliced from 2 exons. Gene Ontology annotation, molecular function: proton transmembrane transporter activity.
CUCCUUUCAACAACAACAAACCUUACCAUCUCCUCCAUCCUCAACAUCCAACACUCCACUCUCCAUCAUCAAAUCUCAUCAGCAGUCAUCAUGAACUCCAUUGCCCAGCUCGCCACCCGCUCCGCACGCCUCAAUGGCGGGCAAGCCAGCUCAAUCGCUCGCCGAGCUUUCACAAAUGGCCCAGCCACCUCCGUCUCCCGCUUCCAGACUGCUACCCGCAACAACGGUCUCCUCAUGAGCCGCGCCAUGCUCCGCAACACCGCCUCCAACGUCACCCGCGGCCAAUCGCGCGGUAUCGUCACCGAGACCAUCACCAUCGGAGCUGCCGUCCUUAGCGCCGGAAAGUUCAUCGGAGCUGGAGCUGCUGCUGCCGGUCUCAUCGGUGCCGGAACUGGUAUCGGAACGGUGUUCGGUGCCCUGAUCUCCGGUGUCGCAAGGAACCCAGCUCUCCGUGGACAGCUUUUCUCCUACGCCAUUCUCGGUUUCGCCUUCGCUGAGGCCACCGGACUGUUCGCCCUGAUGGUUUCCUUCUUGAUCCUCUUCGCAAUGUAAAAAGCUUUACUACAAUUACAUGGUGGAUUGGGGUGUGUUUUGUGGAGAUAGACGGCGGAGGGUGAUGGAAUGGAGAGGAGAGGAGAAAUGCCAUCGGAUCGGAUCCUAAUAGGAU